AUGAAGAAAAACAGGCCCGUCGUCUGGAUUGUCUCGGUUGUGGCCGUCGUCUGUGUGCUUGCUGGGGCCGGUAUCGGCCUCUGGUAUGGCGUCUGGGGCGGCCCAAAGGGUGCCAGCAGCAGUAGCCCGUCCUCGCCAAGCCCGACCAGCACUGUCGUCGAGUUUGCCGACCAGCCCACCGGCUACGAGCUCUACAACCCGAAGCGGGCCAAGCUGCGGUUCAACAAAAACGGAAGCUUCAAGAUAGCAACCUACGGCGACCUCCACUACGGCGAGACGCCGUCGACAGCCUGGGGCCCGCUGCAAGACGCCUCUUCGACCGGCGUCCUCGAGGCGGUUCUGCUCGCAGAGAACCCCGAUUUUUCGAUCUACAUGGGCGACCAAAUCACCGGCGAGUUCAUGUUCUCGAACGCAUCGCUCUACUACCAGAUCUUGACAAAGCCUCUUCGAGACAGCAACUUCCGCUGGGCUGCAGUCUAUGGAAACCAUGAUACCGGGCCGAACUUUGCGUCCAUCGACCUCCUCAACACCGAGCAGAUGUACUCGCUUUCCCACACUCAACGCGGCUUCUCCAACAUCACGGGCAUCACAAACUACUGGCUACCCGUCUAUGGCUCCACUCCCAACGCCACCAUGUUCAAUGGAGUCGAGGUUCCGACGAUGAUUCUUUGGUUCUUUGACUCCAACGGCAAUGCCAGCAUGGCGCCUACGGAUCCACUCAAUUACAACAAGGUGCGCGCUGACCAAACUCAGUGGUUCAUCAAUGAGCAUGCGAAUGUUGUUGCGAGAUACGGCCGCAACAUCACUGGUCUGGCCUUCUUCCACAUUCCGCCACCCGAGUACCAGGAUCUCGAUUCCGCCUUCCCCAGCGGAUGUGCCGGUAUGCAUAACGAGAUUCCCAUGGCCGUUCAAGCCCUGCCAGAAGAAGGCUUCUUCGCAGCGCUGGUGUCAUCCGGAACCAUCCGAGCAACCUAUGCUGCCCAUGCGCACGGAAGCGGAUGGUGCUGUCCCUACAGCGUCGCGAACAUGGAGCUGUGCCAGGUCCGGCACACGGGCUUUGGUGGAUACGAUGAGGUGACCUGGGCCAAGGGUUCUCGCAUUAUCCAGAUCUCGGAGAGCACCCCCACCCAACGGACCACCUGGGUCCGAACUCUGACCGGCACCGAGCAGUGA
This is a messenger RNA of Polychytrium aggregatum, 1173 nucleotides long. RefSeq names its product Metallo-dependent phosphatase-like protein. The transcript has 5 exons. NCBI's taxonomy places the organism in Eukaryota, Fungi, Chytridiomycota, Chytridiomycetes, Polychytriales. Gene Ontology annotation, cellular component: cytoplasm. Gene Ontology annotation, molecular function: hydrolase activity, acting on ester bonds. The record is from RefSeq and is a predicted model, not a curated record. Bases 1 to 1173 code for a protein of 390 amino acids.